Molecule: messenger RNA, 982 nt
Organism: Dermatophagoides pteronyssinus (European house dust mite)
Lineage: Eukaryota; Metazoa; Arthropoda; Arachnida; Sarcoptiformes; Pyroglyphidae
Product: transforming protein RhoA-like
Biological process (GO): small GTPase-mediated signal transduction
Molecular function (GO): GTP binding; GTPase activity
Source: RefSeq, a predicted model, not a curated record
ACAUUUUUCUAAAAGGAUGGAUACAUUAUUAUCAUCAUCAUCUUCAUCAUUAUCAUCAUUUAACAAUGAUAAUCAAAUCAAUCAACAACAAAUUCAAUUGAACAAUGAGAAUAUGAGUUUUAAAAAAUUAAAAAAAUGUCCAUUACGUGUACAGCAUUCUAUAUUGAUUGCAGAAUCGGCAACAAAAUCGUUAUUAUCAUUUCCUAAACGAGCAUUUACAACUAAAUAUUUUCGAUCAAAGCGAUUGUCAUCGUCAUCAAUGAAUGUAAGAAAAAAAUUAGUUAUAGUCGGUGAUUGCGGUGUUGGUAAAACUUGUCUAUUAUUUAACGGCUUGUUAAGUAAAUCUUCAUCUUCGCUGCAAAUUAAUAGCGAUGAACAGAAUAAAUAUUUUCUUGAAAAUUAUUGUCCAACCGUAUUGGUAACCACUCUUCAUACUUUGAAUCAUAAUGGUCGAGAGAUGGAAGUAGCAUUAUGGGAUACGGCUGGUAGUGAAGAAUUAAGCCGUUUGCGGCCAUUUUCAUAUAAAAAUUGUAAUGUUAUAUUGUUAUGUUUUGCUAUUGAUUCAAUCGGUUCAUUUUUGAAUGUCAAACGAAAAUGGGCACCUGAAUUGAAUCAUUAUUGCCCAGAAGCUUCAAUUAUUUUGGUAGGUACAAAAAAAGAUCUCUUAUAUCAGACAAUCACACAGAAUGAUAAACAACAACAACAACAACACCGAUCAAAUAUUGAAACAUCUUAUGAUCAAAGGGCAUUCAUGGCUGAUAAUAUUGGUGCAGUUGGUUAUUGUGAAUGUUCAGCUAAAACUGGUGAUGGUAUCGACAAAUUGAUUGAAGCUAUUAUUGAAACAGCAUUUAAACCUGAAGACGAUUUUCAAUCAACAGUAGAUUAUGGUACCGAACAACAACAACAACAAAAUUUCAAUAACCAAAAUGAAAAUUAUAACAACAACAACAACAACAUUAACAACAAUACCGAUAACAACAAC